Salvia hispanica is the source of this 1706-nucleotide messenger RNA. RefSeq lists its product as uncharacterized. The record is from RefSeq and is a predicted model, not a curated record. NCBI's taxonomy places the organism in Eukaryota, Viridiplantae, Streptophyta, Magnoliopsida, Lamiales, Lamiaceae.
GAAAAAUGGGGCAAUCAUCAUCGAUGGAGCAGGGAGUAUCACCGGAGCUACGCAAAGUACAAUCACUAGCUGCAUCAACUGGAGCCCUUCCUUCUCUCCAGAAAUCAUUUCCUCUUCUCUCUAAUCUCCAAACUCAAUCAAUUCCUCUCGCUUCUCUUCAGAAAUGUUUCGAUUUGACUUGUGCGAAUGUGGAAUCUGAUAAAGAUGUGGUGCUUAAGGAAUUGCCCCUAUUGUUUAGUCAUCUAGGUUCUGCAAUAGUUGAAUUGUUUUUUGUGGCUGAUAAAAAUGGAGUGAAUGAGGUAGAGUUUUUGAGAGGUUACACCAAUAUCUGCGGAAGGGCGGUUGCUUCCACAUUGUUAAACAAUUUGUUUCGAGUAUUUUCCGUGCCAUGUUCGAAGGCCGGGCUCCAAGUCGAUCUGCAGUUUGAGCUAUUUGAUGAUAAUUGCAAAGUUAGUGGGGCGUUGUUGCCCCAUGAUGUUCGUAUGCUUCUGUGCCUCUGUUGGAUUUUCUCCUGUGAUUCUAGGAUGUUUAGAGGGAAUGCAGGGCAGAGUGAAGGGAAAUUUAGUAUUCCAGAUAUCUCUCAUUUGGUAUCCUCGGCUAUUGAGGCGUGUAGUGAAGGAGAUGCUGGUUUGGAUUUUUGGGACUCCAAUGUGUCGAAGAUAGAUAUUCAACUUCCUGCUGUGAAAAUUCAUCUUUGGGCAUUGAAGAAUGUACCACACCUCGCAGAUUGCUUUCAGCAAUUCGUUCAUGCAAGACUCUGUUACCCCACGGCCCCGGAGGAGAAAUCAGAGCCAUCAUGCUCUUUUGCUAAUGAGAGCUCCUCUCCAGAAAUUUCUAAAAUUCGGCUUUUGACUCCUGGAAGGGCCUGGGCCAUCUCACUCACCUUGAGAGGUGCUAUACAUGAAGAGGUGUCAAAAUCUUGUUUUCCCAGUGAAGAUUAUCAAACGAACGAAAACCUACUUUACCAAUCCUCUGUUGAUGGCAAAGGUCUUAACCGCUUUUGGUCAAGGGUCGGGGGCUACAAUGGUCCAACACUAAUGCUUAUUUCUGCAUGUGAGCAAAAGAGCAACGCAAGGCCAUGGAUCAUUGGUGCGCUCACAAAUGCGGGCUUUGAAAAUAAAGAUAUAUAUUAUGGGAAUUCUGGCAGUCUGUAUGCUUUAAGUCCAGUCUUUCAUGCAUACUUAUCCUCAGGAAGGGAGAAAAAUUAUGUCUACAGUCAUUCGCACGGUAGGGCUUAUGAAGCUAAACCCAAACCAGUGGGAGUUGCGUUUGGUGGAUCUUUAGGAAAUGAAAGAAUAUUUUUGGAUGACGAUUUUGCGAAAGUUACUGUUCGUCACCAUGCUGUUGAUAAAACAUACCAACAUGGCAACCUUUUCCCCAAUCAGGGAUUUCUCCCAACUGAAGCCUCGGUUUUCCAAGUAGAGGUAUGGGGAUUAGGCGGGAGAUCUGCUCGAGAGGUACAAGCUUCUCUUCAGAAGCGAGAAGAAAUUUUUACAGAUCAAAGGCGCAGGAUCGACUUAAAGACAUUUUCCAAUUGGGAAGAUUCACCCGAAAAGAUGAUGAUGGAUAUGAUGUCCAAUCCGAAUGCAGUUACACGUGAAGAACGAUGAUCACAAGAAAAAUCUUAUCAAUAUAUAACACAUUGUAAAUAUCACUGUACAUUAGAGCGCUGUGUGUUGGGAAUAAAUUAAAUUGCUUCAUCGUCA